Messenger RNA from Closterium sp. Naga37s-1, 1191 nucleotides. The record is from the annotation of a GenBank genome assembly. Lineage: Eukaryota; Viridiplantae; Streptophyta; Zygnematophyceae; Desmidiales; Closteriaceae.
AUGCGUCGCGCCGACGUGCUCGCGUGCCAGAUCCAGAGCUGGUACCCCAAAUUCCGCUCCGUCUCGCUCCGCACGGAGAUCAUCCCUCUCCCGCCCGAAUUUAUCGACUAUCUUCUUUCUGACGGAAUCUUCCUCCCAGCUUCGUGUAAGGCGUUGCCCACGCGCACACGAGUGGGUGAGUGGGAGGCACAUUGCGAUGACUAUGAGGGGAUGAAGGAGGAGGACGAUGAAGCAGACGAGCCGGACGUGCCUUCCUUCCCUGCACUUGAGGCUGCUGUUGACGCCGCUAUUGCGCGGCUGGGAGGAUCCGUGCUGCCAAAACUCAACUGGAGCUGCCCUAAGGACGUGGGAUGGCUGAGUGCGACGGGCACACCCAAGUGCAGCAACGCUCAGGAGGUCUUUCUGCUGCUCAAGGCCUCCGACUCCCUCACCUACGACCUCUGCCAUGCUUUUGACAGUUGUGUUGACACUUCUGCGACUGGAGAUUCCCCAGAAGCGGAAGCACCUGCCGAUGGUUGCGAGCCUUCCAGCGACAGGAGCAAUGGUGGAGCACGUGUGGCGGCUCCAGAAGCAGAUGGAAAGCAGCAGGAGCAUAGCAAUGCUGGCAGAAUGAAUGGCGAUGCUGAGCCACGGCAAGAGCCGCAGGUGGAAGAGGUGCAGCAGCAUGAGUGCGGGCGGCAGAGCCGUCCGUCCGAGUUUGUGCUUGCCUUGCGCAAGUGGUUUGACCUCCGGCCAGAAAUGGAGUUCCGCUGCUUUGUCAAGGCUCAUCGACUCAUGGGAAUUAGUCAGAGAGAGAUCACAUCCUUCUACCCAUUUCUAGUCGAUUCUCAUGAAAAUAUCAAGCUCCAGAUAUGUGACUUCUAUGACAACCGCAUUCGUGGAAAUUUUCCUUCUACUGACUACACUUUUGACGUCUACAUCACUCGUGAUGGCCGUUUGAAACUGGUUGAUUUCAACACGUAUGGUGGAGCCACACUACCUCUUCUUUUCUCCUGGGAAGAGAUAGAUGUCGAGAUGCGGAUCGUGGAGUCGCGGAGUGGUGUUCAGUUGGGGUUGAGAGCUGCUAGUGGCGCCCCGUUUGAUCUCCAUGAUAGAUCAGAGGGCAGCGCCUUUGAAGAGCUUAUGGAGAAGCUCAAGGUGGAGUGCACAGCCGAUCGGGAUGGCAGUAGUGAUGAUGAGGAUGCUGGUUAG